Oreochromis aureus is the source of this 4232-nucleotide messenger RNA. RefSeq names its product pleckstrin homology domain containing, family A (phosphoinositide binding specific) member 1b (gene plekha1b). The coding region runs from base 131 to 1330 and encodes 399 amino acids. Gene Ontology annotation, cellular component: cytoplasm; membrane. Gene Ontology annotation, molecular function: PDZ domain binding. The record is from RefSeq and is a predicted model, not a curated record. NCBI's taxonomy places the organism in Eukaryota, Metazoa, Chordata, Actinopteri, Cichliformes, Cichlidae. The transcript is spliced from 13 exons.
GCGGAAGCAGUGUGGGUUUAUUGUGGUGUAACUUGACGCUGGUGCCGGACAGCUGCCACACUGGACUCAGACUGAGCCGGACUGUAGUUCCUGUGAUGCCCCAGAGCGGGCUGAGCUGGUCGGGGUUGCGAUGCCUUACGUGGACCGCCAGAAUCGCAUCUGCGGCUUCCUGGACAUCGAGGAGAAUGAGAACAGCGGCAGGUUCCUGCGGCGUUACUUCAUCCUGGACACUGAGCAGGGCAGCCUGCUGUGGUACAUGGAUAACCCCCAGAAUCUGCCCAAAGGUGCAGGAAAUGUGGGCUCUCUCAAUCUUUCCUACAUCUCCAAGGUCAAUGAUGCCACCAAACAAAGACCAAAGGCAGAGUUCUGCUUUGUUAUAAAUGCAGGAAUGAGGAAGUUUUACCUACAGGCCAACGACCAGCAGGAUUUGGUAGAAUGGAUCAGUGUUCUCAACAAUGCCAUCAAGAUUACUGUGCCAAAGCCCGGCGAGGGCCACAACACCCACGCAGAGACUCCACAGGAGCUGCUUGGAACCAUGAAACAGGUCUCCUACAAAACUGAGAUCAUCGGAGGAGUCCCCAUCAUCACGGCCACUCAGGAGCAGGGAGAGGGCCACAAUGGAGCUGAUCGUGGAGGCGUAAAGCGGGCUCAGAAUCAAAUGCCCUACUUCCUGUCCAGAGGAGCGCAGGAUCAGGCCAUCAUCAAAGCGGGAUACUGUGUCAAACAAGGAGCUGUGAUGAAGAACUGGAAGAGGCGGUACUUCAUCCUGGAUGAAAAUUCUCUCAACUACUACAAAACUGACAUGGAGAGGGAGCCGCUGAGAGUCAUCCCGCUGAAGGAGAUCCACAAAGUGCAGGAGUGCAAACAGAGCGAGCACAUGAUGAGGGACAACCUGUUCGAGAUGGUCACCAGCUCGAGAACCUUCUACAUACAGGCUGACAGUCCAGAGGACAUGCACAGCUGGAUUAAGGCCAUCUCAGGCGCGAUCGUGGCCCAGCGUGGUCCCGGGCGCUCCGCUAACACUAUCCGUCAGGCCAGAAGGCUGUCCAGUCCUUGUAUACAGAGGUAUACGCCAUUCUGCGGCGGUGAAUGCAGCACGAGCACAGUGACCACUCCCCUUCCAGCUCCACCUUCUACCUCCCAGUCAAUGAGGAACUCCAAGACUCGCAGUCCUCAGAGAGUGCUCAGCCUCGCUCUGGACACGCGCCAUCGGGACAACUUCCUGGGCCUCCUCCCCUGGAGGCUGAGCGGGGUCCAGUCCGUGAUGGUGCCCCUUCCCCCGGCGCGCUCCCGCCUGUCACUGCAGGAGACGCUGCAGCCUUCAAAGUGAAAGAGGAGGACAAGCUGGCGUGGGGAAGCCCCAGCGGCGUCUCCGGGUCCCAGCUCCUCCUGGCUGAGGAUCAAGAUGUGGACAUAACCCUGUUCUGACAAACUCUAACGGACACACACACACACACACACACACACACGCGCGCACUGUCAGACACCUCCUGGGACCAGUUCUUUGUUUAGUUUUUUUGGGGAUGGGACCUUCUUCCUCCGCUGUUUUCCCUUCUCCUUGUCUUCCUAUGUAUGCUACAGUCUGUCACUCCAGGCAAACGACAAACACGGCUUGCUGUUACACGUUUCAGCGGCGCCACGAGUCUCACUUCCUGUGAUGCACCAAAGUUUGUGUGUUUGCUAAUCCCGACUAAUCCCGCAUCUCAGUGUUUUUCAUUUUAAACUCGCGUAGAAAAGCUCGUCGCCGAGGUCCAGAUUCCCUGAGCAGAGGUCGCUGAGCGGCCAGCUUUCAUGAGCAGGUUUCCAGAGGUCACGCUUACUGAAUAUUUCCCGUCGUCAGUGAUGGAAAAAUGUGUCAUUUUCAUAGAUUAGAAAAGAUGCUGGUCUGUGUCUUUCAUAAGACAGCACUGAACACAAGUCACCCAGCAGGGUCGUGCAGGCAUCUGUGUCCGCCACAGGUGAUCCUGCUGCAGGGAAAGUCCCGCUUUGAGAAACUUUGGGUGGCUUCUAAUCCCUGAAAUGCAGAGGGACGGCCCAGCAUUCAGAAUAAAAUAAUAGCUGUCUGUCUGAGGGAAAAUGGAGGAAAUACGCCUCUGCAGAAGCCUCCCCCGAUGGAUUUGAUUAAGCUUCCAGCUUUAGUUCAUUUACUUCAUAUUUGGGCACUGCGACUACAGUGCUUUAGAGCCUCUGCGAUGAAAGACAAUCAUCUGCUUCAUGUUUGCUUUGGAAGAUUUAAAGCUCUUUAAUGAAGCAGACAUGCCCAAAGUGAAGAGUGCUGCAGCCCGUUGGAGCCCACCCAAUCUUAAAUCUUCACCAAAAAUCAAAAUACAAGUGAUGUAUUUCCUUAAUAAUUAUAUUAAAAAAAUAAAAACUCACAGCCAUUGGCUCCAAUGUGUGAAACUUCAGCACCGAGCAGUAAAUUCAGGUCAGAAUAAUGAGUAAUAUCACAAACUGACCACCUCAUAUUAGCAAUUUGAAAUCACUUGUUAUAUAAAGAAAUACGUUUAUAUUAAUAUGUAACUGUACAUACUGUAGUACCUCUGGAGUCCACCAGGGGGCGCACACUCUUUGAAUGACUGUAACAAAGAAUUCAAAUAACCGGUAAAAUUAGGCUAUGAUGGAACUUCCGUUUGUCAAGUGUAUCGUGACCUCUGCUGGUAUCACCACAGUUUGCAGCCUUUCCACCUCCUUUUUUUAAGCGCUUAUUUAACCAAAGAAGUUUAUUUGAAAGCUGCAGUCAGUGGAGGUAAAGUCAACGUUAAGGUUUAUUUCCGUUUCUCAUCACCCUCCUUUGAGAGCUGCUUUCAGAGAACACUGCUAACGUCUGUGAGGUUACUUCUCCUUCUUUCCAGCGUGCUAACUGGUAUCUCCAAACCAGCAAGCUCAGCAAACUUUUUUAUUUGUCUCUCCAGCACCAGCACGUUACCAGUUAGCUUGCUAAGUAGCCGCCAAGGUGCUCCAAACAUCAGCAAGACUCCAGCACAGCUCUGAAAGAAAGAAAAGCAGCUCUCUGGUGGUAAAACGCGUCGCUCUGCAGGCCUGUUUUAAGCGAGUGAAGCCUGAUCCAGGAGGUGAAAAAUCUACGAUGGGCUUUAACAGAAAGCUUCUGCUGUCCUUUGUUUUUAUCCAAGGUCAAGUCCUUCUCCUGGCUCUGUUGGAGGCCUCCAGCUGUUAAAAAGGAGUUUCUCUCUGUUUAUUCGCUUGGGGAUUGUUUGAUUGUCUGGGUUUUAUCUUAAAGCACCUUGAGAUGGCUUGAUGUGAAUCGAUGCCUCUUACUUUGAUUCCUGUUCAUGAUAUCUGAUCCUCAGACUUGCACAUGAGCCUAAAAUUCAACCAUGAUUACUAAAUAAACCCUGAAGCACCCGAGGCUUUAUCGACUUUUCUGCGUCCACACAGUUUUAGUCGUGAAUCUCUUCAUAUGUUUACACCUCUGAAUCCUGCGGUUGGGAAUCUUUGUUCUGGUGUCAGGACUGAAAACGUGUUCGGCUGUUGAAACUGCAGCAGCUGUAAUUAGUGAGAUCGCACAGCGCUCUUUAUCUCAGCUCUGUCCAGUUUCAGCAGGGAAUUUAAUUUCUUAUUAAUAAAGCCAAUCCUCGCCAAAACCUUCCAUCUGCGGUCCAGUCGCUGCUUUGCCACAUUUCCAGAUUUAUGAUUUUUUUUAAAUCCAAACUUCCGAGGCAGGAAGAGAAAAUGAGAGUCUGGAUGAAGCUGUGUUCAGACCUGCAGAGAAUCUGGGCUCCAAGUGUGACGGUUGCUUCUGUCCUCUCGCCUCACUGUACAUUCACGCCGCUGUACUGCUUUCUAACUGAUGACGUAUUUGUUUCUGAUGUCUUUUGCUGUAAGAUGUGGGGACGUGAAACCAAACUGGAUGUGUAAAUGAGACUCUAAAGCUCAGCGGCAGGUUUUCGUUCCUCUCGGCGUCCAGCUGCGAGCUCUGGUUGUGGGUGUUUCUUUUUCUUCGGUUUCAAUGUGCUUUUAGUUUUUAUGAUAAUAUUAUUUACAGUGAUGAAAAAUCGAAACAUAUAUGUUGUUUACUGAGUUUUUUAAACGCGUGUGCACGCACACGGCCCUCCUUCCUGUUGUUCCCCGUUCACCAUAAGCUGGUUAAAGUGCCUGCCUUGUUCUUACUAAGAAAAACGAUAUAACGAUGAGCUCUUUUGACCCUUUUUAGUGUGAACGUGAUUCUAAAAACAUGUGCUCUAUUUAUUAAAAGAAAUUUGGAAUAAUUUGAA